AUGUUGGGAAAUUCUCUUAUCAGCAAUAGGUGUUUUUCACAAAUCAAAAGGUUUGAAUGGACAGCUGGUGAUAAUGGUGUAAAAUUUUUGACAAAUUUUAUAAGGAUUUCACGUAAUAUAAAAGUACUCAAGAUUGAUUGGGAUGACCAUUGGUUUGCUAAAGAUGACUUGUACAAGAAUGAUGAUUUGCUUGUAAAUCUAAUUAAAAAUCAAAAUGCAUUGGAGGAAUUUCAUAUGUUCUUUUAUACUCAAAAUGGGAUUCCAAAAAUAAUUGAAGGGCUUGAAUACCAAUCAAAGCAUCUAAGGAAAAUAGUGCUAAAAAGAAAUAGGAUUCAUGAUGGAGGUUAUAUCACAAGGAUUUUAAACUUGGAAGGAUUAGAAGAUUUGAUCAUUAAGCAUUGUUGGCUUGAAACUGGUGAAAGACAUUGGCCGGUAGAAAAGAAAUUACAUUCAUUGGUGAAAUUUAAAUUUGUUUUGAACGAUCCAAUUCUUAUCAUCAAACCAAUCAAUUAUUUGACAACAACCGAUUUCAACGAUUCAUCCAAAUUGAGGGAAUUUACUUACGAUGAAAAUCGUUUUCAAAUGGAUUUUGUGACUAUCGCAAUGCAUAUUUCAACAUAUUUUACUAAUUUGGUUUAUUUGGAUUUGUGUAUAUACAUAACGGUUCCAUCGCUAUCAGAAAUAUUAUUAUCAUGCAAUAAACUUGAAAAAAUAAUCGUCAAAGAUAGAGGUUGGAAACAGAACUGGCAAAGUGAAAAGAAUGAAAACAUUCUAAAUAUUGAUAAACUAAUGAAAGAAAUCAAUCUAAUAAAGUUGAGGCAUUUGGAAUUAAAAGGGGUUUUCAGUUUUAGGCUUGAAUACCAAUCAAAGCAUCUAAGGAAAAUAGUGCUAAAAAGAAAUAGGAUUCAUGAUGGAGGUUAUAUCACAAGGAUUUUAAACUUGGAAGGAUUAGAAGAUUUGAUCAUUAAGCAUUGUUGGCUUGAAACUGGUGAAAGACAUUGGCCGGUAGAAAAGAAAUUACAUUCAUUGGUGAAAUUUAAAUUUGUUUUGAACGAUCCAAUUCUUAUCAUCAAACCAAUCAAUUAUUUGACAACAACCGAUUUCAACGAUUCAUCCAAAUUGAGGGAAUUUACUUACGAUGAAAAUCGUUUUCAAAUGGAUUUUGUGACUAUCGCAAUGCAUAUUUCAACAUAUUUUACUAAUUUGGUUUAUUUGGAUUUGUGUAUAUACAUAACGGUUCCAUCGCUAUCAGAAAUAUUAUUAUCAUGCAAUAAACUUGAAAAAAUAAUCGUCAAAGAUAGAGGUUGGAAACAGAACUGGCAAAGUGAAAAGAAUGAAAACAUUCUAAAUAUUGAUAAACUAAUGAAAGAAAUCAAUCUAAUAAAGUUGAGGCAUUUGGAAUUAAAAGGGGUUUUCAGUUUUAGUGCACACUCAUUAGAGCAAUAUUUGAAAAAAUCAAAUCCACCACUUGAAGUCAUGGAAAUACUUGGAUCGUACGAUUUUGGAAAUGAGCAUCUUGAAGUUUUGCUUGAAUCGUUAAAUUCACAACUUGAAAAUUUGGUUUUAACUCAUCGUUGGACAUUAAGAGAAACAGAUUUAUGGAUGUAUCAAAUACAAUUAACAGAAAUUGAUAAUAUGAGAAAAGAUGGAAAAUUUUAUGACAAGGACGGAAAUGUGCUCCUUUAUUUACUGCAUAAAUGUUACCGUUUAAUAUAUAAGCUUCUUAGUUCUAGUGAACCAAUUGCCGAACCUUUAAUGCCAAUUCAUAAUCAACUUCAAACAGUACGAAAAUUUUUAAAAGAAAUAAAAAAAUUUGGUACUCCAUUUACAGCAAGAGAACUUUAUCCAUAUCAGAUGAAACUUGCAUCAAUUGAUAAUCUUCGAGUAGAUGGGAAAUUUAUCGAUGAUGAUGGAUCUAUACCAGAAGGUCAAGGCAUAAUCGCGGCGUUAUUAAAUGAAUGUUAUGAUAUCUUGUACGAACUAAAAGCUGACGUGGAAGAAGAUGGUUAUGAAUAA
Entrophospora sp. SA101 is the source of this 2016-nucleotide messenger RNA. Lineage: Eukaryota; Fungi; Glomeromycota; Glomeromycetes; Entrophosporales; Entrophosporaceae. The record is from the annotation of a GenBank genome assembly.